UUUCCUCAAAAAGGUUUGCAUCGUCUCCGCGAGUGGACAAGUUUGAAUUCAUUCACGUAUUGUGUUUGAAGGAAUCAUUAUUUUCCAUUAUUUUCCAAAUGGCAUAGUCGACAAACAAAUUUUUCUUGAGGAGUGAAUUCCUUGCAAACAUCUGGUGAUAAAUCAAUGAUCACCAUGGCUUGUAGAACCAGGUUCCUUCUCUUGACUAUAAUGUCACUGGCACUGCCAUACAAUGCUUUUGGAUUCCUUCCGCUAUCGGUGAAGGAUCAUUACUUUUCCGAUGCGUUGUUGCGAGAAAUCGUCGACCGCAUGGGAAAAGAUUUGAUCGAUCCAACAGAUACCUAUAUUGACCCAAUGGCUGACAUUCCAUCGCAUUUGGCUUUGAUGGCUCGAGCAUCUGACGAUCUCGAAGCUGAACAAAUGGACUAUGAUGCAUUGCUCGAUGGUAAUCCAAAUCCUUCACUCAGGGACCAGGAAUACCUUCAGCAUAGCUCUUUGUGGGGACAUCAAUUUGUAACUGGAGGCGGUGACGAAAGUCCACAUCGCUCCAAGGCCCACAUCAAAACCGACGCAACUCUUCCAGCUUAUUGCAAUCCUCCAAAUCCCUGCCCCUAUGGAUAUACCGAUGAAAACGGAUGCAUUUCGGAUUUUGAAAAUACUGCUGCUUUUAGUCGUGAAUAUCAAACUGCUCAGGAAUGCAUGUGCGAUGGUGAGCAUAUGUUCGACUGCCCCAGUGAAGAUACCAGCGAAGACACACGUCCACUGGCUUCCAAUUUGAAGACACUCUUGGCUAGACAAUUCCAUCCAUCCGAACACAAAAACCUCGUUUCAAAAAAGUUCCACCCUCAAGAGGAGAAUUUGAAUCCCUACUUGCAGGGUGAUAAACUACCAGUUGCUGCUAAAAAAGGUAGUAACGUAUACUAAAGUCGGUAAACCGCAACAAUCAUAAAA
This is a messenger RNA of Episyrphus balteatus (marmalade hoverfly), 951 nucleotides long. RefSeq names its product neuroendocrine protein 7B2 (gene 7B2). The transcript has 3 exons. The record is from RefSeq and is a predicted model, not a curated record. Gene Ontology annotation, cellular component: secretory granule. Bases 166 to 924 code for a protein of 252 amino acids. Lineage: Eukaryota; Metazoa; Arthropoda; Insecta; Diptera; Syrphidae. Gene Ontology annotation, molecular function: enzyme regulator activity. Gene Ontology annotation, biological process: neuropeptide signaling pathway; regulation of hormone secretion.